CCACUUUCCAGACCUCGGGUUUAGUAAUUACAUCGUUUACUUUGCCUGCACGAAGUGGCCUCGUGACUCAAAUUUCCGUGACCGUCGUUUGACGCAGUCUCUUGCAUUCCCGAGUCUUCAGUUGUCUUUUUACUUUCUUAGAUUCGGUAAUCUAAUCAUUCUUUGGUAUGGCGCCUUCCUGCAGCUGUGCGACCUGUCGCGGGUGUUCCGUCGCCUCGCGACUCGUGUCCAAACACGAGUUGCUGUUCGACGAAGUGUCGGACACUUAUGUACAUCGGUUUACUUUUACCGAUGAUUCGGUAAUUAUUAUUCCAUGUACGCGGGGGCGACGGGCCCUCGCGACGUUAGAGGUCGCACUGGAGAAAGCAGGGGCGGCGUACUCUUGCGGGUACGCGGCUACGCGGUGCGCUAACAGCGAGGACGCUAAACCCUGGGACGCAGGGCAACUACAGAAACACAGCAGGCAGACCGUUUUCGAAGCCGUGGUGCGUCGGUC
Molecule: messenger RNA, 496 nt
Organism: Amoebophrya sp. A25
Lineage: Eukaryota; Dinophyceae; Syndiniales; Amoebophryaceae
Source: the annotation of a GenBank genome assembly